Messenger RNA from Melospiza melodia melodia, 3833 nucleotides. It is a transcript of the gene PTDSS1, whose product is annotated as phosphatidylserine synthase 1. The transcript is spliced from 13 exons. Lineage: Eukaryota; Metazoa; Chordata; Aves; Passeriformes; Passerellidae. Gene Ontology annotation, biological process: phosphatidylserine biosynthetic process. Gene Ontology annotation, molecular function: L-serine-phosphatidylethanolamine phosphatidyltransferase activity. The record is from RefSeq and is a predicted model, not a curated record. Bases 52 to 1476 code for a protein of 474 amino acids.
CCGCCCCGCGCAUCCACAGCCGCGCUGAGACGAGGGGAGAGAGGGGGCGAGAUGGCGUCGUGCGUGGGGAGCCGGACCCUGAGCAAGGACGACGUAAACUACCGCCUGCACUUCCGCAUGAUCAAUGAGCAGCAGGUGGAAGACAUCACGCUAGAGUUCUUCUACCGCCCGCACACCAUCACCCUACUCAGCUUCACCAUCCUCAGCCUCAUGGCCUUCGCCUUCACCAGGGAUGAUUCUGUACCAGAGGAUAAUAUUUGGAGGGGUAUCCUCUCUGUGAUUUUCUUCUUUCUAAUCAUCAGUGUUCUAGCUUUUCCUAAUGGACCCUUUACACGUCCUCACCCUGCUCUAUGGAGGAUGGUUUUUGGUCUCAGUGUGCUCUAUUUUCUGUUCCUGGUGUUCGUGCUCUUCCUCAACUUUGAGCAGGUAAAAGCAGUGAUGUACUGGCUGGACCCUAAUCUUCGAUAUGCCACAAGGGAAGCAGAUAUUAUGGAGUAUGCAGUGAACUGUCAUGUAAUCACCUGGGAGAGAAUCCUCAGCCAUUUUGACAUAUUUGCUUUUGGACAUUUCUGGGGCUGGGCCAUGAAGGCUCUGCUGAUCCGCAGCUAUGGGCUCUGCUGGACUAUCAGCAUCACCUGGGAGCUCACUGAGCUCUUCUUCAUGCACCUUCUGCCUAAUUUUGCUGAAUGCUGGUGGGAUCAAGUCAUUCUGGACAUCCUGCUUUGUAACGGGGGUGGCAUCUGGUUGGGCAUGGUAGUUUGUCGUUUCUUGGAGAUGAGGACCUAUCACUGGGCAAGCUUCAAGGACAUUCACACAACCACAGGGAAGAUCAAAAGAGCUGUGUUACAGUUCACCCCAGCCAGCUGGACCUACGUCCGCUGGUUUGACCCAAAGUCUUCAUUUCAGAGGGUGGCUGGAGUCUACCUUUUCAUGAUUAUUUGGCAGCUAACUGAGUUGAACACAUUCUUUUUGAAACAUAUCUUUGUGUUCCAAGCAAGCCACCCUUUAAGCUGGGGGAGAAUUCUCUUCAUAGGAAUCAUUACAGCACCCACUGUAAGGCAAUACUAUGCUUACCUCACAGACACACAGUGCAAGAGGGUGGGAACUCAGUGCUGGGUGUUUGGGGUAAUUGCCUUCCUUGAAGCUAUUGUGUGCAUCAAGUUUGGACAAGAUCUUUUUUCCAAAACACAAAUACUGUAUGUUGUGUUUUGGCUUCUCUGUGUGGCCUUUACAACUUUUCUGUGUUUAUAUGGAAUGGUUUGGUAUGCAGAGUACUACGGCCACCGAGAAAAGACCUUAUCAGAAAGUGAAGACAGUCCAUACAGUCCAGAUGCUUCCUGGCUUCAUUCUAAAUUCAGCAGAGCAGGUGCUGACAAUAAUCCACCAAAACAUUCAGUCAAUAGUGAAAGCCAUUCAUCUAGAAGGAGGAAUCGACACUCCAAAUCAAAAGUAUCAAAUGGAAUUGGCAAGAAAUAAGAGUGGUAUCUAAAGACAUUCUACAGUGUGACCAGAAGUGACAAAGAAGAUCAGACCUGGCUCUGAAUUACGAAAUGGAAGACCAUUUUUAAAUUAAAGUUUAAAAAAGGAGGUGUUGAAGAGAAGGAUGAUGAAGAUGGAGCCACCAGUGUAGCGCAGAUUGUUGCCUGAUGACACUUGCCAUUCACUGAUAUAAAUUGUUGCCUGAUGACACUUGCCAUUCACUGAUAUAAAUCUAGUUUCUUUAGUAGGUGGCAUCAAAAGUUCAUGAGGGGUAUACUGGAAAAAAAAGUUGUUAUAUCAUAGCAGGUACUCCCUGGUUUGUGUUCAGGUGUUGCAAGGUCAUUUUUAAUAGAUUAGUUGAGGACUUCAACCCAAAGGUUAGUAAACUGAUAGUGAGUUGGUGUAGUUGACUGAAUUUUUUUGUUUGGUUUAUUGUGUUGUUUUCUAGAAGAGUAUGCAACCCUUUGACUAAAAGCAGCUCUGCCUUUCCUUUUCAGUUUCACAACAAAACUUUCCCAUGCAACUGUUAGUAAGUAUUUAAAAAUUUCAUAUUGCUUGCUUUUAUUUAAAGGCUCUUUAGGCCUUAUGUCAGGGUUUAACCAGGAAGGAAAUGGGUCCAGGUUUCUUGUAAAGGAUGUGAAAUUGAUUUUCAAACACAGGGGUUUUUUUUUUUCUACAUUGUCCUCCUGCUUGAGUCAUACAUAUUCAAUUUUUAAAAGUUUUUAAAAUACAUAUAUAAAAAUUGCUUCAUAGUAGAGGGCCAUGCCUCCUGUCCUCAGUGACAAAGGUCAUGUUAUUUCAUUGUUUUUCCUCCUCUACUGUAGUGUGUUUUGCAUUUUCAAGUGUAAAUAUGUCUUUUUUUCAUGUGUGCCACAUUGUGUGCAGUGUUUCUUCCUACUUCCUUCUAUUUGCUUCCAUCCUAGUUGGACCCAGAAAUCAGUUUUCAGACUGAUAUCAGGAACUGCUUUGAAGGCUCAGAUGCCCUGCUUGAGCUUGGUGAUAAGGCAGUUUUUUGCUGAAGCUGCGUUGCUUACUAUCUCCAUAAACAAUUAUUUGUGAAGACUUGCAGUAGUGUUUGGUGUCUGAGAGGCAGCAUGAUGUGAUAGAGCCCAUUGCUUUGGUGUUUCCUGUCAUGCAUCAGAUACUCAAAGCAAAGUCUCUCUCUUCUGUCUUGCAGUUUGGUUUUUUUUUUUUGAGAAGGGUGAUUUACUUUUUGUCUGAGUGUUCUUUUGGGUUUUUUUUAAUAUAUUAAUUGUGACAUCUAGCAAAGUGGAUGAUUCUCCAGCAGUGAAUGUAAUGAUUAAGUCAAGAGGUAAGCAAUCAUGAGCAAUGAGUUUCUGUAUUUAGUUAUCAAAAUGUUUUAGUGCCAAUUAAAUUUUGAGAUUCAAGGCAUUCAGAGGGGUAGGUAGCUUAAGCAAGGAUAAGUGAUACCCAUUAGUUACUUAGUCUUUAUGAGAAAAUAGGAUUUGCUUUUUCUUUGACUAAUGUUACUGUGAUUUGCCACAGGCUAGGUACUAAAGAAAAAAUGCAGCAGAGAUUUUAUGCAAAUGUAUGAUACUGUAAAUAGAAGAAAGUAUCCUGUGUAAUCCAUCAGUUCCUAUGUGCCACAGAUUAUCAAUGUUUUCAAUGCACUUAAGUGUUGCUGCUGAGCUCUUCAGAGGCCUUUAAUUUCCUACCCUGCUUUUCAAUCAAACAUGGAGCUUGGAAAGUGAUGUAGUAGGAGCUGCUGUAUCAUCAUUGCCACAGUGACAUUUAAUGUUACAUGAAAAAAUAUGUUAGGAAGACUUUCAGGCUCUCCUACAACUACUUGGUUUUUAUUCACACUAUAGCAAUUCCAUAUAUUGCCUUUGUAUCUGUAAUGUACUACAUAUUGAUGAAUGUAUUUGUAGAUUUCUUUGUAUACUGAGACAUGUUAUUUCUUUUAUUUCCUUGGUUAAAAACUCAGUCUGUGUAAGACUGAAGAGUGGCAUUGUAAAUUUUCUAUUGAUUCAAUACCAAAGCAAGAGAUUUGAAAUCUAAUGGUUUGGGUAUUUUAAGUACUGUGGAUUUCCAGUGUGAGAGCCUAUUUUGUACUUGCAAGGGGUAUACACACCAACUAUGUAUACAAAGCUUACAUGUGUAAACAGAUGCUGAAGUACAUCAUCUACCUGCCUUGGGGACAAGCACAUGUUGUGCAAAUGUAGGCCUGGUGCUCACAUUGCCGAACUGCACCCUAAAAAUACUCGAAAGAGAAAUAUUGAAGUGUCAUCUUGAUGGAAGCUGACUUCUGUACACUAUUACAACAGCUUUGUUCUGAAAAAAUGUUGUUUGACAACACAUUUAAGUUAUUUCCAAUUAAGUUUUUUUACUUUAAA